UCGACCAUGCGAAAUCGCUCCAAAAAUCAAUUGAAGACGGGCAUGGAAUGCUAUCUCUGUAUAGAAUUUAGUUUAAAAGAACAAAAUGAAUAAAAAUUUACUUGAUAAGUUUUUGUUUUCGAAUUUUGCGCAAUAUGGACUGAAUUGCACAUAUCUAUAAAUUAAAAAUAUAUCUGAAGUUAAAUGCGUAGUUAUUUCUUUUAAAUUUUUGAGUUUAAAGGAUUAGAAGUCUUUGUGCAUUCUCUAUUUUGAUUUAUUCGGUGUAUUACAUACAUAAUGGCAGCAACAAAUGUAAACAUAGCGCGUGACAAAACAGUCGUACGAUACGCACAACAAGAAAAGACAAGACAAGACAAAGCAAAAGUGGCUAUCAAGCUUUUUUUUUUCUAAAGCUAAAGGAAGAUGUUAAAAUUAUAUAUUUUGACAUUACUUUUGGUCUUUUUCUUAUUUAUCAAUACGAAGACAACUUCGGCCGUUGAUCCCGAAACUGGCAUGACAGUGCCAGAAAUUAUUACAUAUCAUGGGUAUCCUGCUGAAGAGCACUUUGUCACAACAAAUGAUGGAUACAUUCUUGGAAUACAUCGAAUUCCUCAUGGGAAAGGCAUGAAGUCAUCAGAAAAAAGACAAGUAAUAUUCCUGCAACAUGGACUCCUUUGUUCCAGUGCUGAUUGGAUUGUUAACCCAGUUAAUGAAAGUUUAGCUUUCAUGCUUGCCGAUGCUGGAUUUGAUGUUUGGUUGGGAAAUAGUAGAGGAAACACUUACUCUAGAUCACACAAGACAUUAAAAGUCGAGUCAGAUGCCUUUUGGAAAUUUAGUUGGGAUAGCAUGGCUUCAGAAGAUCUGCCUGCAGUUAUCGAAUAUAUAGUCUCAGAAACAGGUCAACAACAAUUGCAUUAUGCAGGUCAUUCCCAGGGUACAAUGAUAGCUUUUGCUGGAUUUUCACGGAAUAAAGUUUUGUCAAAAAGAAUUAAGAAGUUUUAUGCACUUGCACCAGUGGCAUAUUUGGGUCAUAUGGAAAGUCCACUAAAGUAUUUGGCAAGCUUUAUUCCAGAGAUUGAGUGGCUCUUCAAAAUUCUUGGUGUAAGAGAUUUUCUGCCACAAUCUCCACUUAUCACAUGGCUGGCAUCUCACAUGUGCACAAAGUCUGUCUUAAAGAGCGUGUGUGCGAAUAUUGUUUUUGUAAUUUGUGGAUACGAUAAACCGCAGAUGAAUGAGACUCGUUUGGAUGUUUACAUGACUCAUUCCCCAGCCGGUACUUCUGUGCACAAUAUGGUUCACUAUGCUCAGGCAUAUAAAACAGGAAAUUUCCAAAUGUACGAUUGGGGAGAAAAAGAGAAUUUGGAACGCUACAAUCAGUCCACCCCACCAUUGUAUGACUUAUCAAACUUCCAUGUCCCCACCGUCCUGUAUUAUGGUGGCCAUGAUUGGUUGGCUGAUAUUAAAGAUGUGAACGUAUUGCUGAAAAAACUUCCUUCUGGUGUUGUCAAACUUCAAAAAUUGGUUGAUUCGUGGAUGCAUCUCGAUUUUAUUUGGGGCAUGGACGCUCCUCAGGAGGUCUACAGAAGUCUUAUUGCUGAUGCGUUAGAAGAUAAUAAAAAUUAUUAGUUUUGCAAUUUUUGCUAUUAGAAUUUUUUUUACUACUUUUAUAAUUUUGCAAGACAAAGUUCGGAUUGAUUUUGCACUCUUAUCCGCAAAAAUAAACUGAAAUCUUGCAGAACUGUAAUUAUCAAUAUUAAUAUAUAAAUAUUUUAAAAAUUUUGAAAAAAAUUACUAGCUUUGACGAUAAAACUAUAUAAAUUUUUAAACAAGCAUACGAAAAUUAUUUUUAUAUGGAUAAUGAUAAUUUGAUCACUUUUAUUUCAAUCCAAUAUUGACUAAGCAUAUAGAUAAAUGACAAAAUUUGGAACUCGUUUCAUACACGCUAUGUUUGAAGUAAAUUGCAGAACAAAAGAGUAGCUUUUGAUUCAUUUUCGUCCCCAAAGCUGUUUGAGAUGAACCUCUUAAGACGAGAAUGCCUAUUUUUUCAGUGAUAUUAUUUUUAGGGUUUGGGACAUAAUGGAAUAAAAUUAAAUAUUAUUGGCUCAAAAUGAGCGCUAUCCUUUGGCCAAAACCUUAAAAAUUAUCAUUAAACUCUAAAAUAAAGCGGAAGAAAAGUUUAGGAACAAGAGCUACCCAAUUAUGCGAAAUUCAGAAUACAAAAUUGCGAAUGUGAAUAUUUUUAAAGUGCGAAAUUUACGAUUGCGAAUGAAUAACAUCAAAUAGCUAUUUUUGCUGAUGUAUUAUGAAUUUUACACUGAAUAAAGAGGAAAAUUGCGACCGCGUCAAAAUUGAGAACAAAAUGAGAAAUCAAAGAUUGUGAGCAUCUAUCCUUACUUUCAAAGUGCGGAAUUUAAGUUUAUAAAUACAAGACAACUCCGCAAACGUUAAUUUCACUUCUUUUUCUUUCGCAACUUUUUUUUGCACCUACGAAGUGUUUCAUCAUCCUCGGAGAUUAAUACUGGUGAAAUGUAUUAAUUUUAGCUCGCAAAAUUAAAUAGCCGCGAAUACUACUACUAUUAAUAAGGUAGUAUAUUUUUUAUUGUUUCGUUUAAUAGUUAUUUGAAUUUUAUAUAUCUUUUCAGAUUUUUAUUUACAUAUGAGAUGUAUGCAAAUCAGAAUGGAAAUAAAAAAAGUAAACUUGA
This is a messenger RNA of Hydractinia symbiolongicarpus, 2681 nucleotides long. Its product is annotated as lysosomal acid lipase/cholesteryl ester hydrolase-like. Gene Ontology annotation, biological process: lipid metabolic process. Bases 403 to 1605 code for a protein of 400 amino acids. NCBI's taxonomy places the organism in Eukaryota, Metazoa, Cnidaria, Hydrozoa, Anthoathecata, Hydractiniidae. The transcript is spliced from 7 exons. Gene Ontology annotation, molecular function: hydrolase activity, acting on ester bonds. The record is from RefSeq and is a predicted model, not a curated record.